Messenger RNA from Adineta steineri, 2082 nucleotides. NCBI's taxonomy places the organism in Eukaryota, Metazoa, Rotifera, Eurotatoria, Adinetida, Adinetidae. The record is from the annotation of a GenBank genome assembly.
AUGACAUCCGAUAGUUCUAUUUUAAAUCUAUCGUCAUCUGAUGUGAAAAAUGCUUUCGAUCAACAUGUAUAUAUAUCAUUAAAUAAAGAUUUAUCAUUAACUACACUUUGUUAUGAUGCGGUAUUAUGUUAUUUAUCGAAUAUAAUUGGUCAAGGAUCAUUAAAUGAAUUGGAAGAAAAUCUUAAACGUUAUUUUUCAUUGGACCAAAUGAGUGAAGCAUAUAUAAGUUUACAAAAUUGUUUAAAUUAUAGUUUAUCAAUAAUAGAUUCAAAUAAAGAUUCGAAUGCAUAUAGUAUUUUAAAACAAUGUUCAAUCAAUUUAAUUGAUUCAACAGCAUUAUUAUUAAUCAUGGAAACAAUCUAUACAAAUAAUUUAUUUUCAUAUUUACCAAUAUUUGUUACAAAUGAUUGGCUUCAUAUGAUACGUAAUGUACAAAAUCUUGAAAAAUUUGAUACAAAACCAUCAUUACCUAUUUCUAAUCUUGUUAAACAAAUGUUUACAUUGAAAGAACAUUUAACAUUAUUACAUAAUCAUGUUAAUAAUAUUUAUCAUAUACCAUCAACAAUGCAUUCAUCUGUAUCAGUAUUAAAUGAUCAAUGUUGUUUACGUACAUCAUGUACUCAUAAUUCAAAUAUUUAUCCACCAGCAAUAAUAGUUGAUUCACCAACAUCAUCCUGGUCAUCAAUAGAUAUUGAUGCAGAACGAAUAACAUCCAUACCAGGUUUUAUUCGAAAUCCUGUAACGAAUUUCAUAAUGCCAAUAACAUCGACGACAUCAAAUAUGGAUUCAUCAAUGAUUUCGAUGGAUGAUAAUAUGAGUAGUGAUGAAGAACAAGAAGCAACUUCAUUUUCGUUAUUUCGAAGAUUUUCUUAUCAACCACCAAUAAGUAAAACAGGACCGGUGAUUGUUAAACGUGAUGAUGUUUUAUGGAUGUAUCCAGCUGCAGUUCUUAAAACAAAGCAUAAUUCACUUUUUUCAUCUACGCAUGAAAGUACAGAUCCAUAUGGUUUUACUCCAUUAUUUGUACGAGCAAAUAGUUUUGAAGCCGAAGAAACACCUUGGUUUCCACGUCGAAUUGAAGAUUUAGAUCGAUGUUCAAUUAAAGUACUUUUAUACGGAGCAGAUCUUGAUGCUGAUCAUCCAGGUUUUACGGAUAAGGUCUAUCGAGCUCGUCGUAUGUAUUUUCAUGAUCUAGCUAUAGCAUAUAAACAUGGAGAUCCAAUUCCACGUGUAGAAUAUACCAAAGAAGAGACAGAAACAUGGGGUGCGGUUUUUCGAAAUUUGAAUAAAAUAUAUCCAACACAUGCAUGUAAUGAAUAUUUGGCUAAUUGGCCAUUAUUAAGAGAAAAAUGUGGUUUUCGAGAAGAUAAUAUUCCACAAUUAGAAGAUAUAUCACGUUUUCUACGUGAACGUACUGGUUUUACAUUACGACCGGUUGCAGGCUAUUUAUCACCAAGAGAUUUUUUAUAUGGUUUAGCAUUUCGUGUUUUUCAUUGCACACAAUAUAUUCGACAUUCAUCAAAUCCAGCAUAUACACCUGAACCAGAUUGUUGUCAUGAAUUAUUGGGUCAUGUUCCACUCUUAGCCGAUCCUAAUUUUGCUCAAUUUUCACAUGAAAUUGGUUUAGCAGCUAUUGGCGCUUCGGAAGAAGAUAUUAAUCGAUUGGCAACAUGUUAUUUUUUUACAAUUGAAUUUGGUCUUUGUCGACAAAAUGAUGGUCUUCGUGCAUAUGGAGCUGGUUUACUUUCAUCAUGUUCUGAAUUACAACAUGCAUUAAGUGAUAAAGCACAAAAAUUACCAUUUGAUCCUGAAAUUGUCUGUAAAACAACAUGUUUAAUAACAACUUAUCAAGAUCAAUAUUUUGUUUCGGCUAGUUUUGUUGAAGCAAAAGAAAAAAUGAGAGAAUUUGCUUUAUCAAUUAAACGACCAUUUGCUGUUCGGUAUAAUCCAUAUAAUCAAAGUAUUGAAAUCGUUUCCAAUACUCAACAUGUUGCACAAAUAAUAUCUGAUCUUAAAGGUGACAUGUGUAUCAUAUUUGAUGCAUUAAAAAAAAUUGAAAAUAAUAUUGGAAAUGACAAAUAA